GACAAAGAGCAUAUCUCUUGACUUGGAACCAGACAAAUGCCAACAAAUACCAGCGAGCAGAUUAUACCUUGGUCACUUUCUGAAAUCACGCAAAACGAACGGUGAUAAACCCAUGCUACUGCUUUAUGUCCCUUUUUUUUUCCGACGCUUAUUGCUGCCAUCCUUUACACACAAAUCCCCUCAACCAUGGAGCUCUUAUUCAACGAGCACUCGGCCCUGGCCCAGACAAACCUGCGAGCACUCAUUCUCGACCCCGAGGUCUGGAAACUCCUCACCCCGGAGCAGGUCGCGCAGGUCCAGAAGUACUGGCCCGGCGACUCGUACAACGGCGACCUGUCCGCCCUGGCCAGCAACGACCAUCUGCGUCACGACAUCGCCGAGUACCAGAAGGCACUGGCAGCCGGUCAGCAUGAUCCGGAGUGGCUAAGACAGGCCAAGGCUGCCAACAACCUGAGGAACGUGCUAGCAGCUGAUGUCGGCACGAACCCGGCGGCGGAGAAGUCGGAGGAUGACCAUGUGGGCCACGACGCAGAGCAGCCAAACAUGGAGGCCGCAACUAUCGACUCGGCAAAGUCCGAUGUUGCCGCCGCGGCCGAGGGCGCUGGCAGCGACGGUGCAGACAAGGAAGUCGACGCUUGACGAAGUAGGGAGGCUGCUUUGCGAGAUGGGGGUGCAGGCUGGCGCCGGGCUUGAAGCUCAGCAAGCGGAGAUCCCGAGCAAGAAACAGGCUCUCAGGCUUGUUGACAAGACGGAUCAUUCCGGUAGAUGGUACCAUGCCCCCCUUGCCCCACGCAUGAUCUGGGUAGAUGGAUUCGUUUUUCGAACGACGCCUCGGAUGAACCAAGAUAGAUGACAAAGCUGGCGGCUACUACUUAAGGACUA
Molecule: messenger RNA, 882 nt
Organism: Truncatella angustata
Lineage: Eukaryota; Fungi; Ascomycota; Sordariomycetes; Amphisphaeriales; Sporocadaceae
Exons: 1
Coding region: 187-639 (150 amino acids)
Source: RefSeq, a predicted model, not a curated record